AUUCCUCUCAAUUUUGACAAAUGUAACCCAAAAAAAAUAAAGUAAAACCAGAAAACCACUAUGGUUAUGGCACAAGCUCUCUUCUCCACACUCACUUCUUCCCCUUCCUUCUUCUUCACUCACCACCGCGUUCCCUCUCCCAAUCUCACCCUCCUCCGAACCCCGCCACUUCCCUCUCCGAUUUCCCACCGUGUCUCCGCCGCCGUUUCCUGCAAUGCUGGUGUCUCCUCCAUUAAGUCCGUCCCUCAGCUAAUUGAAUCGUUGAUUAAUGGCGUUGACCUGUCGGAAACCGAAGCCGAAGCGUGUCUUGAUUUGGUCUUGAAUGAACCCAAUGAGGCAUUGAUUAGCGCUGUUCUUGUGCUCUUGAGAGCAAAAGGGGAAACAUUUGAAGAAGUUGUGGGGUUAGCGAGGGCUAUGAUGAAACAUGCAAACAAGGUUGAAGGUUUGGUGGAUGUGGUUGACAUUGUGGGCACAGGAGGGGACGGGGCGAAUACCGUUAAUAUUUCAACUGGGGCUUCCAUUCUUGCUGCUGCUUGUGGGGUUAAAGUUGCAAAGCAAGGAAGCCGUUCGAGUUCUUCUGCGUGUGGAAGUGCUGAUGUAUUAGAAGCUUUGGGCGUGGUUAUUGAUUUGGGCCCUCAGGGGGUAAAAAAGUGUGUGAAUGAAGCAGGAAUUGGGUUCAUGAUGGCACCAAAGUAUCACCCGGCAAUGAAGAUUGUCAGGCCUGUGAGAAAGAAGCUGAAAAUAAGAACUGUAUUCAAUAUAUUGGGUCCCAUGUUAAAUCCAGCAGGGGCACCUUUUGCAGUUGUAGGAGUGUACACUGAGGACUUGGUCAUCAAAAUGGCUAAGGCACUUCAUAGAUUUGGCAUGAAAAGAGCUUUAGUUGUCCACUCUGAAGGUUUGGAUGAAAUAAGUCCUCUUGGACCUGGUCUAGUGCUUGAUGUUACUCCAGAAAAGAUUGAUAGGUUCUCAUUCGAUCCCUUGGAUUUUGGCAUUCCGCGGUGCAAUCUUGAAAGCUUAAAAGGUGGUGACCCAGAAUACAAUGCAGCGAUUCUGAAGCGUGUUCUAGGUGGGGAGAUUGGGCCUAUUGCAGAUGCUUUGGUUCUCAAUGCAGCAGCAGCUCUCUUGGUUAGUGGCUAUGUAAGCAACCUAGCUGAAGGGGUGUCUAUGGCGCGUGAAACACAACAAUCAGGAAAGGCUCUCAAGACACUCAACUUGUGGAAGGAUAUCUCAAAUAACAUAAAAGAUGUCGCAGACAUGGAAUAUGCCUGAAUCAUUUUACUAUACUCAGGUUUGAUUUUUACAAUAAACUGGAUUCAUACCAGAGGAGCCUGGAAGACCAUGCUGUACAUUUGGUUGUAUUACUGAAGAGAUGUACACAAAUAAUGUAAUUUAAUGUUAGUUAUAAAAGUAUUUUAUCCUUCAGUGCUGUGGGAAAAGGUCACAGGAUAGGAAAGAAGGAUAAUAAAUUAGGCUGUUUUCAUUUCAAAAAAAUAUUUGCACAGAAAAUAGAUUUAUUGUUUUGUUUUUUACAUGAACUUUGACAUUUGUUGUUAAAUUCUCGUGGACAAAGAUAUCCUCGUCCAUGGGAAUAGAACUUAGCCCUUGGCUUGGUUUUGCAACAUAAGAGUUUGGGUUCGAUCCUCA
Lotus japonicus is the source of this 1644-nucleotide messenger RNA. RefSeq names its product anthranilate phosphoribosyltransferase, chloroplastic. Gene Ontology annotation, cellular component: cytosol. The record is from RefSeq and is a predicted model, not a curated record. NCBI's taxonomy places the organism in Eukaryota, Viridiplantae, Streptophyta, Magnoliopsida, Fabales, Fabaceae. Gene Ontology annotation, molecular function: anthranilate phosphoribosyltransferase activity. The coding region runs from base 61 to 1269 and encodes 402 amino acids. Gene Ontology annotation, biological process: L-tryptophan biosynthetic process. The transcript has 10 exons.